Messenger RNA from Closterium sp. NIES-67, 2242 nucleotides. The record is from the annotation of a GenBank genome assembly. Lineage: Eukaryota; Viridiplantae; Streptophyta; Zygnematophyceae; Desmidiales; Closteriaceae.
GAACCAAGGAAAAUGUCUGGCUGAUUCAUCAAGAAACAAUCCAUGGCGGUCCUGCUGACCCGUGAGCACAAGGUUUGCGAUGAGUCUUUUCCAAACCUGGACUUGCACGGUUUCUGGUAUUUCUAAUUUCCUUGCACGCAAUGCUGGUAUGAGAGAGUUUAAUAAAUUAAAUAUUACUUUGCUCCCAAGGUCACGCCGAUGCGAUAACGAUUUUAUUGAAGACUGCCUUCCACGAACCAGUGAGUCAUCCACUUCCCACUAGCCUCGCUUCCGUCAUCGUAGCCCACCUGCUUCGACGAUGAAACAAUCUCAAGUCGCUUCGAACGGCCGCAGCGAUGCUUCCCUCUCAGGUUGGAGUCCCGAUUCGCUGCGCACCGAGCUAGCAGGAUGGCUCCAGGAUCGGAUUGUGCAGGCGGAUACACAAUUUCGGAGCGGGCUGUCCGGUGCGCGAUGGCCUUCGCAUGUCAGGACGGAGAAUGCGAAGGCGCGGGGAACAAGCAGCGGUAGCUCUAGUCACGGGAGCAGAAGGAAGGUGGAGGGGUGGCGGGAGCAGCAGCAAGCGCUCCAUCGCAUCUUUGACUUUUGGAGACGAGCCGUACAUCUAUAUGGCAGUUAUAAGCUAUGCCAGGCGCGCGUGCGCCUGGGCAGGUUGAGCGAGGAACAACGCAAGGCGGCCUGGGAGGAGCAGCACGAGCGGGGGGCGGAGAUACUGCACUCGCUGUGCACGGAGAUGCAGGGGUUCUUUCUUAAGGCGGGUCAGUUCCUAGCCAAGCCAGACAUGUCCCCCCCUGCAUGGGUACGUCGCCUUGCCCCCCUCCACGACAGUGCGCCUGCUGACCCCUUCCCUCUCGUCAGACACAACAUUGAGGCUGAGCUGGCACGCGCUGACGUGGCUGGGAGUGACGUGGCGAGCGCUGACGUGGUACGGAUACGGCUAGAAGACGUGUUUGCCGAGUUUGAGGAGGAACCGGUUGGGUCUGCGUCCAUUGCCCAGGUGCACAGGGGCAAGCUGAAGGAUGGCCGCAGCGUUGCAAUCAAGGUGCAGAGGGCGGGUGCAGAGCGCCUGAUGCUGAUGGACCUGGCGAAUCUGCGGCUCUUUGGCGCCUUCCUGCAGAAGGCAGAGCUCAAGGUCGACCUGCUGGGGCCCAUCUCUGAGCUCGAGCAGCAGAUUCGGUACGAGUUUGACUUUGAGCACGAGGCAACAGCCAUGGAGCGAAUCAGACACGCGCUGGCUCAGCCUGUCCUAAGAGAGGCAGCGCGUGAUGGGCAAAAUGGGCACGGGCCCCGGCAGAGGGGGCAUAGGGAAAGGCACAGGGGCAGGGGAAGAGGCAGGCAUGGGAACACUGGGAAGAGCGGGGAUUUGAGACAUGGGGAUAGGCAUGGGGGUGGGGAUGGAGCGGAGUUGGACACAAGUGCGUCACCUGUCAUCGUUCCAGCAGCCAUACCUGGCCUUGUCACUAGAGGACUUCUGGUGAUGGACUUCAUUGACGGCACGCCCAUCCUGAGGCUCCCGGAGGAGAUGAGAAGGAGAGGGAUCAGCCCCAAUGGCAUGCUGGCCAGACAGGCCAAGAGUCACAUCUUCUCCGCCCUAUCAUCCGCCUAUGGUCGCAUGAUGCUGUGCCACGGCCACUUCCAAGCCGACCCCCACCCGGGCAACAUCCUGGUGUGUGACGGGGGCCGGGUGGCUCUGCUGGACUACGGGCAGACGAAGCAGCUGCCCGAGGCAAUGAGGCUGAACCUGGCUCGCUUGGUGGUGGCGAUUGCAGACCAAGACAUGGGCGCUGUGGGCAUGUGCUUCAGGGCCAUGGGCAUAGAGACGGCCAAGACAGCAGGGGAGGACCCCAACAGCUUCCGCCGCAUGGCAAUGAUCAUGUUUGACACGGGGAGCGGUAACGGUGUUACCAGCGCCAAUCCCUUUGGAGCGGAGAGCUCGCUGAAAAGCAAUGCAAUGAAGUCUUUCCCGUCCGAUAUCUUCUUUAUAGUGCGCACCAUGAUGCUGCUGAAGGGCCUGGCGACUGGGAUGGGUCUGUCCGUGUCCACUGCCAAGCAGUGGCGCCCCAUGGCCCUGCGGGUGCUUAGAGAUGCAGAUAGGCAUAGACAUAACCCCUGAGAGGGAUAGAUGGAGUAGGGGGGUUCUGUAGUAUAUUGCUAGGCAUAAAUAUGUAUGUAUCCACUGCCAAGCCGUGGCACCCCAUGGCCCUGCAGGUGCUCAGAGAUGAAGCUAUAAAUGGACAUAACCACA